This is a messenger RNA of Ruditapes philippinarum (Manila clam), 1029 nucleotides long. RefSeq names its product long-chain fatty acid transport protein 2-like. NCBI's taxonomy places the organism in Eukaryota, Metazoa, Mollusca, Bivalvia, Venerida, Veneridae. The record is from RefSeq and is a predicted model, not a curated record. Gene Ontology annotation, molecular function: long-chain fatty acid transmembrane transporter activity; long-chain fatty acid-CoA ligase activity.
AGUGGCAGUUGGAAAUGGGUUAAGGGCAGACAUAUGGGAGAACUUCAAAGAGAGAUACAAUAUUCCAAAUAUUUGUGAAUUCUUUGGGGCAACUGAGGGGACAAUAGCAUUAAUGAAUCUAAGCAAUCGUGUUGGAUCAUGUGGGAGAUAUUCUCCACUUAUAAAUAGAAUGGAUCCUACACCAAAGUUGCUUGUAAAGGUAGAAAUUGACACUGGGGAUGUAAUCAGAGAUAAAAAUGGACAUUGCAUUCCUGUCAAAGUCGGUGAACCAGGACUGUUACUUGGUGCUAUACCAUUCUACUACCAGGACAUGCAGUUUUAUAAAGGAGGGAAAGAAAUCAACGAGAAGAAAAUACUGAGGAAUGUUUUGAAGGAAGGUGAUGCUUACUUUAACUUUGGAGAUAUGUUGACAAUGGACUCUGAUUAUUUUGUCUACUUCAAGGACAGGAUAGGUGAUACAUUCAGAUGGAAAGGAGAAAAUGUUGCUACAUAUGAGGUCUCUAAUGUCCUUACAAAACUUGAUGUCAUCCAUGAUGCUAAUGUAUAUGGAGUGGAAAUUUCAGGGUCGGAGGGUCGUGCAGGGAUGGCGGCCAUUCAUUUAGAAGACAAUGUUACAAUUACACCACAGAUUCUGAAAGACAUAUUUCAUCAUGCUAAAGAGAAUUUACCAAGUUAUGCCAGACCUUUAUUUCUAAGGUUUCCAAAAGAACAGGCUGUUACAACCACACUUAAACAACAGAAAACACAGCUUAGAAAAGAAGGUUUUCAACCACAAGAUAUAGAUGACCCACUAUAUUACUAUGAUGAACAAAAUAAAACAUAUUCUCCAUUAACGGUGGACACAUAUGGACAAUUCCUGGCAAAAUCCAAAUUGUAAUUAAGAUUAUCAGUGUAACAGCAGUAACUAUAUCUAAACUAAUGAAGAAAAUGUUGUACUUUGACUGGUAUAUAUUUAAUUGUAUUUAUACUCGUAUAUUUUUAAAUCAUUCCAUCAUUGACACAAGGUAAAAUGAAAAUGUUUAAAGACAG